Molecule: messenger RNA, 921 nt
Organism: Centruroides sculpturatus (bark scorpion)
Lineage: Eukaryota; Metazoa; Arthropoda; Arachnida; Scorpiones; Buthidae
Exons: 2
Coding region: 1-921 (306 amino acids)
Source: RefSeq, a predicted model, not a curated record
AUGUAUAAGCCACUUUUGUUAAUUUUGUUCUUAUCAAGAACGUUAUCUCAACCAAUUAACAAGAACAAUACUUUAGAACUGAUAUUAAAAAAUCAUCGUUUAACAUCCAAUGGUGGAGAAUUUGCGCAAUUGUUAAAAAGUUAUGGCGAUCCAGGAAGAAAAAAUGGAAAUCGAAAAGCCGAUAACGAUCAAACUAAUUUUUCUCAAAGUGGUGAAAUGAAUACGAGAAACGGAAACGUUUUAAACAACGAAAUGCAAUAUGUUAAUAUGGAAAAUGGAUUUUAUAAUAAACAAAAACAAGCCGAAGAUUCAGAAGGAAGGAAUCAGAGAUUUAGAAGUAACUGGGAGGAUCUUAGAAAAGAGUUUAUUAAUGGAGGAGAGACAGAUUGGAAAGGUUUCAAUGGAUUCGAAAGCAGUGACGGUGGGAGAAGUUACACAAAUGGCUGGAAUAGUAACGAAGAACCCAAUUUUAAAACUGCAUGGAACGGAAUAAAUAGUGGAAAUAUAGGAAAAGGAUGGAUUUUACCCGUUAACAUGGGCAAUUGGAAUGGAAUAGGUGGAAAUGGUGGCAAUAGUGGAAGUGGAGGAGGAGGAGGAGGAGGAUACAAUAAGGAUUGGAACGUACCGGUUAAUGGAAGAAUUGGAUUUAUACCACCAAACGGAUGUUGUAUUUUUAGUAGCAGUAGUUUAGGAAACGGAUGGAAUACGGGACAACAAAGCUGGAAUGGAUUGGGUUAUGGAAAUGCUUAUAACAAUCCUGGAUUUGGAAAAGGAUGGAAUAGUUAUAAUAACGGUGGAUUUGGAAAUGGACUUAAAAAUAAAUGGCUUGGAUUUGGAAAUACGUUAGGAAGUCUUCUGGGAAGCUUCAGUUUAUUUGGAAAGAAAAAAGUACCUUAUGGAUGGAAUGCAUAUAAUUGUUAG